AUGUCUUAUAAAAAUUACGAACAAUUCCAGAGUUUGGCCCACAAAGGAAUCCAUAAACUAAACCGCGAAUCGAAUGAUUUUUACAAAUGGGAAUUGGAUCGAACAUGGAAUGGAGAAAGAAAUCUCAACAAUGGAAUUCAUUACAAAAUCAAUAUCACUCUUGUAAAAACAGAUUGUAAAAAACACGAACAUAGACAUUGUAAGAAAACUGAUGUUUUGAAGGUUUGUGCGGUUUUUCUUGCUCAAAAAAUAAAUAUUUUAUGAUGAUUUUUUCAGAAAUGUCAAGUUGAAGCAAGUCGUCGAAUUGUUGGGGACAAUUUAAAAGAUUUUUCGAAAAUUGUAAAUUGUGGAGAACCUUUUACGAAAAAUAUCACAAGUUUUGAGUAAGUUUAUUUUAUUUCACGCUGAAAAAUAGUUUGAACCAAUGUUUUUGCAGUUCACGAAAAAUCGAAUUAACCAAAGAUGAUGCGAUUACUGUAGAAGAUCUUCGCAAAGCUAAAAUCAUCAAAGCUCGAGAUUAUGUUAUGUGGAACUCUUUUCUUGAUUUUGUAGACAGGUAAUUUCAAGGUGAAGGGAGAAAAAACAUGAUUUUUUUAUUGAAGACAUGGAAAAAAAUACGAGAACAAACGACAUGUUUUGAAACGAUUCCGAAUCUUCAAACACAAUUCGAAAAUUAUUCGAGAAAUUCAAAAACAAGAACAAGGAACUGCUGUUUAUGGAAUCACACAAUUUUCUGAUUUAACAAGUGCAGAAUUCAGAAAGGUAUCAAUUUUUGAGGAAAUUUUCAAGAUUAUUUCAUAUUUUGCAGAUAAUGUUACCUUAUCAAUGGGAACAGCCAUUAUAUCCGAUGGAACAAGCAAAUUUCACAAAAUAUGGUGUAAAUAUCGACUCUCAAGAUCUCCCAGAUUCAUUUGAUUGGCGUGAAAAAGGUGCUGUAACAGAAGUGAAAAAUCAAGGAAAUUGUGGAAGUUGUUGGGCAUUUUCAACAACUGGAAAUGUUGAAGGAGCCUGGUUUUUGGCCAAAAAUAAAUUGGUCUCAUUAUCCGAACAAGAAUUGGUUGAUUGUGAUAGUGUUGAUCAAGGUUGUAAUGGUGGAUUACCAAGUAAUGCAUAUAAGUAAGUUCUAAUAAACAUAGAUGAGUUCGAACCUUAAAUUUUGUAAAUAGAGAAAUAAUUCGAAUGGGAGGACUUGAACCAGAAGAUCAAUAUCCAUAUGAUGGAAAAGGUGAAACUUGUCAUAUAGCAAGAGAAGAUAUUGCUGUUUAUAUAAAUGGAUCUGUUGAAUUGCCACAUGAUGAAGUUGAAUUGCAAAAAUGGCUUGUUACAAAAGGACCUAUUUCAAUUGGUUAGUUUGGAAUUGUGAAAAAAUAUUGGAACUCGAGAAAAGGUUUGGGUUCAGAAUCUGAAAAACUCUGAGAAACAAUAAGUAGAAACUAAUAUCGAAAAUUUAUUUUCAACAGUAAAACAAAUUUUUGAAUUUCUCUCAUCAGAGAAUAUUUUUUAAAUAACAAGAGAUCAAAAUUAAAAAUACAACAAACUUCGGAAUUCCAAAAUCAAAAAUAUUUUAAUUAACAACUUUUUGCUUCAAUACUAUGUAGAAUACGAUUAAUAUCAGUUCUCUUAACAAUCAUUCGUCGAUUUGAAGAUGAAACCAAAGGGCGACGACGAAGUUGGUAUUGAUUUUGACAUAAUCCAACACCACGAAAAUAUCUGACAAAAAAAAUGAUAAUUUUCUAUUCAUGAAGUUUUCAUAGUGAAACUAACUGUUCAGAAAAAUUUGGUUCCGGAAAUAAUUCAUGAGCUGGUUUGACUAAAAAAUCGACAGUUGCUUGUUGUAUUCCUUUCGCCGCCCAUUGAACUAAUUUACAAAUUCCACAAAAAAUCACAAUUAUGAAUGAUUCUAAAUAGAAUUAUCAUUGUUUUUGAAAAUAUUUUAGAAUUUCUAAAAUAACUCACGCUCUUUUCUUUUAUUUCCAAUAUUUCGUCGAGUUGAUCGCCAAUUAUAUUGUUGUAAACAUAAUGGCUUCUUAUUUAGGUACCUUGAAAAUUUAGGAUAGAAACUACUUAGAAAAUAGUCCAUAGAAAGAGAGAAGAGUUACCGUAAUUUAGUCAUAGCUUCCAUUCCACUAUCUCUUCUUCCAAUUGAUUUUCCAACUGCUCCAGAAGAACUAUUUCCUUUUUGUUUUCGGUGAUGCAUUCGAGAUGAUCUUAAACAUCAGGAAUUAGAAAUGACGUGGCAAUUUUUAGUGCCACGUCGAUUUAUUUGACAAAUUCUAAAUGUUCAGAGCUACAGUAAUUUUUGCCACGUGGAAUUUAAAGGUUCAGUGUUUUCUAAAGUUCAAACAGCAACAUUUGUCUGAUCUACUAAAUUUCAUUCCAGAAAAAUUUCUGAAAACCUGAAUUUUUUUCACAAAAACUAGAAUUAAAUUUUCACAAGCCAAUUUCAACAACGUGACAAUUUAAAAUAGAUUUCGAAAAAAUGACAAGAAAAAUAAAUAAAACUCAUAUUUUUCUCGAAAAAAAAGUGAUGAUCUUUUUGCGCACUGAUUGUGAGAUAUCAAAACUUUGAGACAACAAAAUGACAUGGGUUUCAAUAUUUGCUUUAUGAUUUCUUUUUUUUUUCUUGCUUCAAAAAACUAACCUUUGAGAAGAAGAAAUGCCUUUCGAAUUCAUUCGGAACAAAUUUUUCGAUUGCGAAUGAAUGAAUGAUAGGCAACAAUUUUCGAAUUUAAAAAUCUCAAGUGUUUCAACAAAUGUUAACCAGUUGUGGUGGGAUUUUGUGAUUUUUGAUGAAAUAAAAAAAAACACGUACAUUUCUUGUGUAAAUAUAAAAUAAAAUGUUUUUCUGAUUAGACAUGUGGUGCGCAAUAAAAAUAAAAAUACAUUUGAAACGUUCGGAAUAUUUUGAGUUUAUUUUUUCCGAGAAUUAUUGACUUUUUAAUGAAACUACGAUCAUUUUGAGUAUAUGAACCAUGAGAUUACUGUAGAGUUGAUGCAGUUCGUGGUGGGACCUAAUACUGUAAUCAAUCUACAGUAACUCAGAUUCUGAAAACCUCAUAAAUCUACAGUAACUUGAAAAAAUAGGUUACGGUUAAAUAGGCAUUUUUAAAGAAAACAAAAAAACCUGGUUACUGUAGAUCGAAAAAAAUUCCGAAACAGAACUUAGAUACCACGGUUUUUUAAUCUGAGAUAACAAGUAUUCUGGAGAAAAAAAUUGCGCUACAGUACCCUGUCUCCUAAAUUUAAUUCAAAUUCAAUUUUUUCACAGGUCUCAACGCAAACACUCUUCAAUUUUAUCGUCACGGAAUUGUCCACCCAUUCAAAAUCUUCUGCGAACCAUUUAUGCUAAAUCACGGUCUUUUGAUUGUUGGCUACGGAAAAGAAGGAAAGAAACCAUAUUGGAUUGUCAAGAAUUCCUGGGGACCAUCUUGGGGUGAACAAGGAUAUUUUAGGUGAGUUUGGAAUUGAUAUGAGAAUAUUGGAAGUUUCAAAUAUUUUUUACAGAUUGUAUCGCGGCAAAAAUGUUUGUGGUGUUCAAGAAUUGGCAACUUCAUCGAUUGUAAAUUAA
Molecule: messenger RNA, 3568 nt
Organism: Caenorhabditis angaria
Lineage: Eukaryota; Metazoa; Nematoda; Chromadorea; Rhabditida; Rhabditidae
Source: the annotation of a GenBank genome assembly